Messenger RNA from Ceratitis capitata (Mediterranean fruit fly), 2185 nucleotides. RefSeq names its product peroxidase. Gene Ontology annotation, molecular function: peroxidase activity; heme binding. The record is from RefSeq and is a predicted model, not a curated record. Gene Ontology annotation, biological process: response to oxidative stress. Lineage: Eukaryota; Metazoa; Arthropoda; Insecta; Diptera; Tephritidae. Bases 13 to 2046 code for a protein of 677 amino acids. The transcript is spliced from 9 exons.
UCAUACGUAGCUAUGGGCUGUCCAGAAAUUAUUCUUUUACUGCUCUUUUACUGUUUUUUACUGUUGAAUAUAAAUGGAAGCGUUGCUAACUUGGGAAGUAAAUGCCCCUUCAGAAUUCAUGAACGAAAUGAGGGGGAACUUGCCACAUAUGUGUCCUCAUCGGCAGCAGCUGCAUUUGCAGACGUUGGAUCAAGAUACUCUGCAGGAGAUGACAAGAAGUAUAACGAUAACCGAUUCUACAGUACGCUCGUCCCCACCAUGAACGAAAUACUACUCAGCUCAAAAUUGAAGGAGUCAUUUCAGUGCAUUACACCGCCUUCGGAUUGUGCAAGCGAUCCAAAAAAUUUUUACUAUCGAACGUUCGAUGGAUCCUGCAAUAAUUUCCAUACCCCUGAUUAUGGAAUGGCAACCUCUAGAUACUUGCGAAUGUUGGCGCCAAAAUACAGUGAUGGGGUUUCCUCUCCUACAGCGUCAGUCACAGGUUCAUCUCUACCAAAUGCACGUUUACUAUCAUUAUCUUUAUAUGGUGAGUCUUCCUUGCCAGACGACUACCGAACUAUGGCGUUUCUACAAUGGGGUCAAUUGGUAGCUCAUGACAUGACACAUUUCCUCAAGUCAAAUACCACAGAGGACUGCUGCCAACAGCCCGAAAGCAACAAUUGCUAUCCCAUUUUCCUUCAUCCUAGAGGACCGAUCUCCCAGAGUUUAUCGAAAAAAUGUUUGAAUUUCGUGCGAAGCGCUUCUGAUACAAAUACAGCAUGUCGAGAAAGUGGUGCAACGUACUCAGAGAAAAUUACGAUGACGUCAGCAUUUUUGGACUUAUCGUUCGCCUAUGGCAACUCAAUUAAUCAAAACAAAAACUUUAGAGUUUUCAAGAGUGGCCAACUGAAGACAAGUUUGGUAAACAAUCGUAAUUGGCUGCCGUUAUCCAUGGACCCAGAUUCCGAAUGUGGAGAGGAAAAUUAUCAGUGCUACACACUUCCAGACAUGCGUAACCAGUUUAUUCCCACAAUUGCUGUUUUGCACACAAUUAUAGUCCGCGAACACAAUCGAAUAGCUAGAAUUUUAGAAAAGUAUAAUCCUCAUUAUUCGGAUGAGCGCCUAUUCCAGGAAGCAAGGAAAAUAAAUAUAGCGCAAUACCAAAAAAUCACUUUUUACGAUUGGUUGCCACUACUUGUUGGACCUUCGUAUGCUUACAAUAAUAACAUAUUACAUCGUACUGCAACAAAUGAAUAUGUUUACGAUUACAAGCCAACCGUUAAUGCUGCACCUUAUGCCGAAUUUGCCGCAGCCGCUUUCCGAUAUUCACACAAUCAAAUACCUGGAUGGUUUUCAUUAGUCUCUUCAGGACGAAACUCCAAUCGAACCCUACGCUUAAGCAACCAUUUCGAGCGUCCUGAAAACUUGAAUUUGUUGUGGGACGGCGAUAAUUUUGACUCACUCAUCCGCGGCUUAACUACACAAUUACAAAAGCGGCCUGACAGCAAUAUUGACAAAGAGAUAAAACAUUAUUUUGAUCGAAAGAGCUUCGAAGAAUAUGGCUCAGACCUGAAAUCGAUUGAUAUACAGCGGGGUCGAGACUAUGGAUUACCUUCAUAUAAUGAUAUGCGAGUAUAUUGCGGACUGCCCAGAGCGGAGGAUUGGACAGGAUUUCUAAACGAAAUAUCGCAAGAAAAAAUAUCACUAAUGCAGAAGAUAUACGCAUCCCAUGAAGAUGUAGAUUUAUCUAUUGGAGGUUCAUUAGAGGCCCACUCGCCCGAAUCGAUUCUCGGACCCACAUUCCAAUGUAUAAUAGGACGGCAAUUUCUUAGAGCACGUACUGGUGAUCGUUUCUUCUUUGAGAAUUUCCAUCCAGUCAGUGGACUUACGAAAGCCCAAUUGGCUGAAAUACGUAAGGCUAGUUUAUCACAACUAUUUUGUAACAAUGCUGACUUCCUACGAGAUAUACAGACUAAUGCAUUCAUUUUCCCAAACAUAAGGAACGUACUGAGAGACUGCCAAACUCUUCCUCAAGUAAAUUUGUCCAAAUGGAAAACAACUUCGUAAUGACGUAUAAAAAAGUUGAAUAUGUUUCGCUUUAAAUUUACUGUCUGACGUGCGCAUGUAUAUUUGUAUAUAUUUUUAAUUUUAAAUUUUGUACAAUAAACUUGCACUAAUUGACCAUAAACGAAUUAUAAUUUUAGAA